CAGCGCUGAUCCCACAGAGCAGAACAUCGUGAUGUGAUGGCUACAACCUGAGCCGCUGACUGACGUUAUUGCAGUUCAGUAAUAAACAAGAAAACUGUCUAAAAUCGACGACUAAAAGCAAAUAUACAAGGGUCUGAAUCAGAACUAAGCAUUCAAGAUAAAUAAUCCUGUUUCUGCGAGCUGAAAAUGGGUUCAAUGCGUAGUCUGCCCGUAUGAGCGGGUGAAGACGGGGAGGGUGAGAGGGAGACACGGGGGCUGCACAAAUAAUUGGAACUGCAGUUGAAACCAUUUUUGUCCUGGCGGAUAUUUGGGAUCAAACGUUGUGUGAUUAACUCGGGAAAGAGCCCGAAUGUAUCUUCAUUCAUUUGCUUGCCAUACCAUACGGACAUAAAACCUGAACCAAACCCAACCUUUCGUCCACGUUUGAGGAUUUUCUACCUCGACCAGCGAGGAGCGCCUUCAAGCGAGCAAACUGGCGUUUAGUCUAUAAGAAAUGGAGUCGGAAGAUGCGGAUUAUCAACUGAUAGACAUUCCUGACGCAAGCUUUUUUUGUACCAUUUCAUACAUCACUGGUUGGUUAAUGGAAUAACCAAAAGCUGAAUGAUUAUGAUAAUCAUAUAAUAGUGGCCGAAGACCAAAUAUCAUUGUUUUCUUGCUGGAUUGAAAUCACCCCGCAGUGGACUACCAAGAAAUUCCAUAGCACGUGAGAAGGAACACUGAGCUGUUACGAGCUAGCAUCGGCUAAUUUGUCACUGAACUGAAUUUGGCAACGUUGCUAACAAGUCAAGCCUUGGGAAUACAAGUCGCGGAGCAACGUUUUCUCUUCAAAUACAUAUUUGGUCCACGUAAUUGGCGUUUAUGUAGAAGCGUCCAUAUUUGGCACGGUUCAAAUUGGGUCAUUCUCGUUUUGAUUUCUCACGCUUGGAGGUAGCUAGGUAGCUAUUUUAUUACAGAGCAAUGAAGUAUUGUUCAGGAACUGAUAAUCUGACCGUAUUCUGUGGUCUGUUGCUGUGUUACUUCACAAUCUGCCUUCGACCCGUAAAUGGAGAAAUUUGUGGUCCCAGCAUUGACAUCGGUAAUGAUAUCAGUGAGUUCCGCCGGUUGGAGAACUGUACGAUUGUCGAAGGCUACCUCCAGAUCCUCCUCAUCGGAGACAAGAACAACAACAUCAACCAGGAAGUGUUCAGAUCACUCUCCUUCCCCAAACUCACCAUGAUCACAGACUAUUUGCUGCUCUUCAGGGUGUCUGGACUCGACUCCUUGUCCACCCUGUUUCCUAACCUCACUGUGAUCCGGGGGCGCAACCUCUUCUACAACUAUGCCCUGGUGAUCUUUGAGAUGACCUCCCUAAAGGACAUCGGCCUACACAGUCUCCGUAACAUCACAAGAGGCGCCAUCCGGAUCGAGAAGAACCCAGAGCUGUGUUACUUGGACUCUGUGGACUGGUCCCUCAUCAUGGACGCGGAGUUCUACAACUUCAUAGCGGGGAAUAAGCAGAGCAAGGAGUGUGGGGAUGUGUGUCCUGGCAUUAUGGAAGACAACCCGCAGUGCAUCAAGACCAACUUCAACGGCAACUUCAACUAUCGCUGCUGGACCUCCAGCCACUGCCAGAAAGUGUGCCCUAACCGGUGCCACGCCUGCACGUCUGACGGCCGGUGCUGCCACGGCCAGUGUCUGGGCAGCUGUGCCGAGCCGGACAACGACACAACCUGCGCCGCCUGCCUUCACUACUACCACGACGGGCGCUGCGUUCCCGACUGCCCGCCGGGCACCUACAGGUUCGAGGGCUGGCGCUGUGUCACCCUGGACUUCUGCGCCCGGGUCCACCUGCCCGACUACGACCGCUUCGUCAUCCACGGGGGCGAGUGCAUGCCAGACUGUCCCACCGGGUUCACCCGCAGCGAGAGCCAGAGUAUGUUCUGCAGUGAGUGUGACGGACUGUGUGAUAAGAUCUGUGAUGGGAAGGUCAUUGACUCGGUGGACGCAGCACAGUCUCUGAAGGGAUGCACGAUCAUCAAGAAUAACCUGCACAUCAACAUCCGCAGAGGACAGAACAUAGCAUCAGAGCUGGAGAGUUUCAUGGGGUUGAUCCAGACUGUGACAGGCUAUGUGAGGAUCAGACAUGCUCAGACGCUGGGCUCCCUGUCUUUCCUCAAGAGCCUCAGAUACAUCAACGGAGAGGAGCUGAUGGAAGGCAUGUAUGCCUUCCAUGCAGUAGACAACCAGCACCUCCAGUUUCUGUGGGACUGGUCCCAGCACAACCUGACUAUCCGAGCCGGGAAGCUCUUCUUCCGCUCCAACCCUAAACUCUGCAUGUCAGAGAUCCGGAAGAUGUGGGAGAAAACGGGCAUCAAAGAAGAGAUCGAUGAGGACGUUUUCAGGAACAACGGAGACCGAGCUAGCUGUGAGAGUAAGGUCUUGCGGUUCAAGUCCAACAGCACGAUGUCUAACCGUAUCAAGCUGACAUGGCAACGCUACAAACCCCCUGACUACCGAGACCUCAUCUCGUUCAUACUUUACUACAAGGAGGCUCCUUACCAGAACAUCACUGAGUUUGACGGCCAGGAUGGCUGUGGGUCCAACAGUUGGAACAUGGUGGAUGUGGACCUUCCCCAGGAUAAAGACUCAGACCCGGGAGUUCUGUUAUCCCCGCUGAAGCCCUGGACCCAGUAUGCCAUCUAUGUCAAGGCUAUAACCCUGCUGGUUGAGGAUAAACACAUUCUGGGAGCUAAGAGUGAAAUAGUCUACAUCAGAACCAGUCCUUCAGCUCCGUCCAUGCCCCUGGAUGUGAGAGCAUACUCCAAUUCCUCCACCAACCUAGUGGUGCGCUGGUCCCCUCCCAUCUCCCCCAAUGGGAAUGAGACCUACUACAUGGUCCGCUGGCAGCAGCAGCCUGAAGACAAGGAAUUGUACCAGCACAACUAUUGCUCUAAAGAGCUGAAAAUCCCCAUCCGCAUAGCUGCCACGGGCGUGACGGACAUGGAGGAGGAGCUGAAGCCCACCAGGCCAGACACGGAGGGAGGGGACAAGCCCGCCUGCUGUCCCUGUCCCAAAUCGGUUGGGGACCUGGAGGCAGAGGCCGCCGACGCCUCCUACAGAAAAGUAUUUGAGAACUUCCUCCACAACUCCAUCUUCACCCCCAGACCUCCAGACCGCCGGCGGAGGGAUCUGUUUGGCGUGGCGAACCGUACCUCGCUCCACCGUGGCGCAGCGUACCCCAACGCCUCGUCCCCUGACCCUUGGGCCAACGCGACGGAGGCGGAGUUGGCCGACAGGGAGUAUGAGUUUCUGCAGCAAGCAGUGAGCGAGCGGGAACUGCAGAUCGCCGGGCUGCAGCCGUUCACCGUUUACCGGAUCGACGUCCACGCCUGUAACAAGCAGGUGAACCGGUGCAGUGCAGCAGAGUUUGUGUUCUCCCGCACCAAACCAGCAGAGAAGGCUGAUGAUAUCCCAGGCCCCGUGAAAUGGACAGGAGAGGAUGACUCUGUGUUUCUCCGCUGGCCUCAACCCUCAUCCCCCAAUGGACUCAUCCUUAUGUACGAGAUCAAGUUCAGACUGGGCACAGAGUCGGAGAAGCAUGAGUGUGUGUCCCGCCAGCUGUACCGAGAGCAGCGCGGUGCCCGGUUGGGUAACCUUGGACCCGGUAACUACUCGGCCCGGGUGCGGGCAACCUCCCUGGCGGGUAACGGAUCCUGGACUGAGCCCAUGUCCUUCUACGUGGUGCAGGCCGAACGCUAUAAUGAGAACUAUCUCUACAUCAUGGUGUUGGUUCCUGUUCUGUCAGUCCUCAUCAUCUGUCUGCUGAUUACAUUCAUCAUCGUCAACAGAAAGAAGAACAGCGACCGGUUGGGUAAUGGGGUUCUGUAUGCGUCAGUCAACCCGGAGUACUUCAGCGCUGCAGAGAUGUACGUGCCGGACGAGUGGGAGGUGGCGAGGGAGAAGAUCACAAUGAGCCGCGAGCUGGGCCAGGGCUCUUUUGGCAUGGUGUACGAGGGCAUCGCUAAGGGCGUGGUCAAGGACGAGGCGGAGACCCGCGUGGCCAUCAAGACGGUCAACGAGUCAGCCAGCAUGAGGGAGAGGAUCGAGUUUCUGAAUGAAGCCUCCGUCAUGAAGGAAUUCAACUGUCAUCACGUGGUGCGUCUGCUGGGAGUGGUUUCUCAGGGCCAGCCCACCCUGGUCAUCAUGGAGUUGAUGACUAAAGGAGACCUGAAGAGUUACCUGAGAUCGCUGCGAGCUAAAGACGCAUCCCAGUCCAACAGAUUGAACCUUCCUCCACUGAAGAAGAUGAUUCAGAUGGCUGGGCAGAUAGCAGAUGGCAUGUCUUACCUCAACGCUAACAAGUUCGUCCACAGAGACCUGGCUGCCAGGAACUGCAUGGUGGCUGAGGACUACACUGUGAAGAUAGGAGAUUUCGGGAUGACCAGAGACAUCUACGAGACCGACUACUAUCGGAAGGGAGGAAAAGGCUUGCUUCCUGUCCGAUGGAUGUCGCCGGAGUCCCUCAAAGACGGAGUGUUUACCACCAACUCUGAUGUCUGGUCCUUUGGGGUGGUGCUGUGGGAGAUCGCCACGCUAGCAGAGCAGCCCUACCAGGGCCUGUCUAAUGAACAGGUUCUGCGCUUUGUCAUGGAAGGAGGACUUUUGGACAAACCUGACAACUGCCCUGACAUGCUGUUUGAGCUGAUGCGAAUGUGUUGGCAGUACAACCCCAAGAUGCGUCCUUCCUUCCUGGAGAUCAUUAACAGCAUCAAGGAAGAGCUGGAUCCUCCGUUCAGAGAAAUGAGUUUCUUCUACAGCGAGGAGAACAAGCCUGCAGACACCGAGGAGUUGGACAUGGAGGUUGAGAACAUGGAGAACGUUCCCCUGGACCCAGCAGCCUCUUCCAGACCACCCCUCCCCUGUCCCCCCUCAUCCCAGCCACACCCCUCCGCAGCCCCGCCCCACCAGCCCCCUUCACCCCCCUGCCAGCAGACUCCUCCCACCCCAGCCUCCACGGUGCCCCCCGGGCAUCACACACUGAGCUCCACACCCCCAUCACCCCCCUCCUCCAGCCUGGUCCAGCCCCCCUCCUCCCCCUGCCCUCCGACCCCUAGUGCCCCCAGCCCGGCCUGCUGCUCCCCGGGGCCCCCAGGACCCUCCUCCGCCCUGGACCAGAGCUCAGGGGUCUCAGGACAAGCGGCGUCCAAUGGCCCCGCGGCGUCCGGCCAGGUCCUGCUGCGACCGUCCUUUGAUGACACGCAGUCCUACGCCCUCAUGAAUGGUGGCAGGAAGAACCAACAUGCCAUGCCCCUCCCACAGUCCUCUGCCUGCUGAUCCUAGGACACGCCCCCUCGCCAGCCCAGAUCCCCAGAGCUCAUGGACUCCGUCUCUGGUGCUGGACUCCUACUUGUAUUUAGAUUUAAAUGGACCGACUGAGUCAUUCAAAUCACCCACCUGCUGAUGAUGUGGGCCCGUCUAGAACCAGAACCGGCCAGCUCUACUUCCUGGACUCCAGACUAUUAUAUGUAAAGGUUGUUACUUUUUAUAAAUAUUUCCAGAUAGGGAAAUGAAAACGUGCAGGCCUGUUGGGGUUAUAGUUGAUGUGGUUUUGUAUCGCGGGGCAUUAUGGUGGGGGAUUAUCGUUGUGAGGUACAUCUUUUAGGGUAUCUUGUGUCUGGAACGGUCAAGCACUUAGAGGGCGGUAAGGCUCUGUAUCAAACUGACAGAUGUACACCUCCCUGCGGGGAAGGGAACGUUGUUCUCUCCUCUGCUCCUCUCUGCUCCUCUCUGCUCCCGUGAUCCUCUCUGACGCGCUGGGAAAAGUGGUCGCCACUGAUGAUGUCACAGUGUCGCUGAGAAAGGAGAGGCUAAAAAUAAUUUAAAAUGUCCGAUCUGCCAAAUGUACCAUUUAUCUUCUGAGUUUACUUCUGGUUUUCUUCUGACCUCUGUUUUGUCCAUCAGCGAGAAGCAACAAAGUCCUGACACAUUUGUAUGGCACAUGUGUUCCGAGGGACCUGUUCGGCCCAUGAUCAGUCAAGGCUUAUUUCUCCAGUCACGUUCCUUCAGCUGAACCAGGGGAUGUUUUCCCUGCACCCUACUCUGUUUAGUGCCCUCCUGACCAGAGUGUUGGGCAUCACGGUUCACCCCAUGUUUCACCCAUGGUCUCUGGUCUGAAGUUGAAUAAAUAGGGAGUGGGGUGCUGUUUGAAACGUAGGCUCUGUCUCCUUUUUCUACUGGUCCUGUCGGGGUUAACCGACAGCCUGGUGUUACAGGCAACAAGGACGUAGUUGGAGAGAAAAGGGGGAGGCUCGAGACUUGCCGAUCAUCAGAACCAAACCCAAAACAAUUGUCCGGGCCUUGUCCCCUAAAGAAGAGCUGCCUCCCAAAUGCCAGCCCAGUCAUUAUAUAGUGCACUAUGCAAGGACAGGACAGCAUUUGGGACACCCGGGAGCGAGGGAGCUUGGUUCUGUACAGGUCUAUUAUUAGUCUCGUCUUCAAGGUCCGUCUUCUCUACGAUUUGGAACAUUUCUAUACUGGUCUUACAGUUGUAUGUUAGACCACAGUGCAUUUUCGUAAACAUCAAUCAUCAGUUUGUGUCUUUAUAAUAACUUUUUUACGGUUCGGAUGUUCAUCUAAAGAAGCUGCUAUUUUAAUCUUAAUUAUUUCUCUUGUGGUUGUAAUAUGAUAUUUAUAUAUAAAAAAAAUCCUUCAGGUUAAGAGUCCUUCCCUGGUUUCCACUACAGUCUAUAUGAUUAUUCUUGUUAUUGUAUUUCUGAAAAUAUGAAACCUUGCUGUUCCUCUCUUGCGCAAUGUUUUUCUUUUUGCCACAUGUUGUCCAAUGCCUUCUAUUUUUAUUUUUUCCAAUACAUUUUUUUGUUUGUUCCUAGAAUGAAACGUGCGUGGUUUUCUUCUGUUAGAGACAUAAUAAUGAUUGUAUUCCUUCUAAUGUUGUUCGUAUUGAUGGUCUACGCAGUUUUGACCCGGAGCUGUUACUAUGACAACUCACUGACCAGUUGGCUUCUAAACUAGCGGCGUCCCAAAUACCAACCCAAGCCCUAAAGUGAUGCUGUACUUUUUGACCAGGGCCCUGAGACAUGUCUCUCUUAUUCCCUGUGGAUUUCUUAUGGCGGAAGCAGCAGGCAGCGGGGCUCAGGUGAAAUGUAGUUCAUUACUUAGACAGAGAGAGUGAGAGACAGACACUGACCGGAGACAGACACUGACCGGAGACGGACACUGACCGGAGACGGACACUGACCGGAGUCGGACACUGACCGGAGACGGACACUGACCGGAGUAGAACACUGACCGGAGACGGACACUGACCGGUGACGGACUGGGAGAGGCAGACGGACAGGGAGAGAGAGAGACACAAUACGGAGAAAGGCAGACCGAAAUGGAGACAGACAGACAGACAGAGACAGCAACAGACUGACAGACAGGGAGAGGCACAGACAGACAUGGUGGAAGACGGGGACAGCGACAGACAGGCAGACAGAGCCACAGACAGGGACAUCGACAGACUGACCGACAGGGAGACGGACACUGACCAAAGACGGACCGACAGACUGAUUCUCAGGUCAAAGUAAAGUUUGUUACUUUUUCCAUACAUUUUCAUCAUCUCAUCCUUUUGAUCCCUGGGAAACCUUAACCCUAACCCUGGGAAUCCUUAACCCUAACCCUGGGUAACCUUUACCCUAACCCUGGGAAACCUUAACCCUAACCCUGGGUAACCUUUACCCUUACCCUGGGAAACCUUCUAAAACUCUUUACUUUCAGUGGGAGUUGUUCCUUUGAGCCUCAUGGUCACUCUAGUCACUGUUCUUCCCAGAGAUACUAUAGACACGCCUACUGUACAUAUAACAGAAAAUGAAAGUACAUGAAAAUACUGGUACAUUGUAAACAUCUCACUACAUUAACUUUAAUAACACCAGUUGGUUGUGAUGUAUUUUGAAGGAUUUUUUCAGAGUAACUGUUUCCCUCACUAGAAAUGCUUUUCCUUUCAUGGCUAUUUAUUUUAGUUAUUUCUUCCUGGUGUGAUAUUUGUAAAUCACUGUACAAAAUGCCCUAUGAUUAGUGUAAUUGUUACAUGGAGAUAUUUUUCUAUUCUUUUAUUUUCAUUCAUAAUUGGGGGACAUUGUUGGGUUUUUCUUCAAGCAUUUAUCUACCUCACUCUUUAUAAUCUAUGUAUGUGUUUCUGACUACAUCUCUUCUGUCCCUCACGGAUCUGGAAAGACAAUAUUACUGUUCUGUCUGAUGGGCUACUCACCACAUGUUUUCUGUAGUGAUAGUUCGAGUUAGUGGUAUAGUACUAGUUAGUGGACAAGGGAGGUGCAAAGCCCAAGGCAUUACAACUGACCAGAUAUCCAGAAGAUUUGGCCUCAGACCAGAGCUAUGCAAUGUCAUUCAUGCUGAAUUUGAAUGGUACAUCUUUUGAUGUUUAAAUUGUAAAGAAAAAAUUUAGUAGAGAUUUGGUUCAAGUUAUUCUUAUUAGUUUAUGUCCGCCUGUGUCCUCUCCUUCGCACAUAUUGAUCCCCAUUCCCCUCAGCCAACCAUACUGAUCCCCAUUCCCCACAGCCGCACACACUGAUCCCCAUUCCCCUCAGCCAACCAUACUGAUCCCCAUUCCCCACAGCCGCACACACUGAUCCCCAUUCCCCUCAGCCAACCAUACUGAUCCCCAUUCCCCACAGCCGCACACACUGAUCCCCAUUCCCCUCAGCCAACCAUACUGAUCCCCAUUCCCCACAGCCGCACACACUGAUCCCCAUUCCCCUCAGCCAACCAUACUGAUCCCCAUUCCCCUCAGCCGCACAUACUGAUCCCCAUUCCCCUCAGCCAACCAUACUGAUCCCCAUUCCCCUCAGCCAACCAUACUGAUCCCCAUUCCCCUCAGCCAACCAUACUGAUCCCCAUUCCCCUCAGCCGCACACACACUGAUCCCCAUUCCCCUCAGCCGCACACACACUGAUCCCCAUUCCCCUCAGCCAACCAUACUGAUCCCCAUUGCCCUCAGCCGCGCACACUGAUCCCCAUUGCCCUCAGCCGCGCACACUGAUCCCCAUUGCCCUCAGCCGCGCACACUGAUCCCCAUUGCCCUCAGCCGCGCACACUGAUCCCCAUUGCCCUCAGCCGCGCACACUGAUCCCCAUUGCCCUCAGCCGCGCACACUGAUCCCCAUUGCCCUCAGCCGCGCACACUGAUCCCCAUUGCCCUCAGCCACGCACACUGAUCCCCAUUGCCCUCAGCCGCGCACACUGAUCCCCAUUGCCCUCAGCCGCGCACACUGAUCCCCAUUGCCCUCAGCCAACCAUACUGAUCCCCAUUGCCCUCAGCCAACCAUACUGAUCCCCAUUGCCCUCAGCCAACCAUACUGAUCCCCAUUGCCCUCAGCCACACACACUGAUCCCCAUUGCCCUCAGCCAACCAUACUGAUCCCCAUUGCCCUCUGCCGCACACGCUGUUCCCCAUUCCCCUCAGCCAACCAUACUGAUCCCCAUUGCCCUCAGCCGCACACACUGAUCCCCAUUGCCCUCAGCCGCACACACUGAUCCCCAUUGCCCUCAGCCGCACACACUGAUCCCCUUUCCCCUCAGCCAUCCAUGGUUCCUCGGUCAGAUCGUACUGCUGGCUGCCCCGGGGGGGGGGGGGUUGUUGGUUAAACUGUGUGGAUAUUGUUGGUACUGUUGUCAAUAUAUAGAUGGAUUCAGAAGAA
Esox lucius (northern pike) is the source of this 9691-nucleotide messenger RNA. RefSeq names its product insulin-like growth factor 1b receptor (gene igf1rb). The coding region runs from base 958 to 5313 and encodes 1451 amino acids. Gene Ontology annotation, cellular component: membrane; insulin receptor complex; axon. Gene Ontology annotation, biological process: glucose homeostasis; insulin-like growth factor receptor signaling pathway; protein autophosphorylation. Gene Ontology annotation, molecular function: ATP binding; phosphatidylinositol 3-kinase binding; insulin receptor activity. The transcript is spliced from 22 exons. Lineage: Eukaryota; Metazoa; Chordata; Actinopteri; Esociformes; Esocidae. The record is from RefSeq and is a predicted model, not a curated record.